AUGGAAUCAGUGUCUAUCCCAUCUAAUGCACCGUUUCUCAGGGCUAUCGAGCAAUAUGCAGACGAUAACAAACCGGAUCCUCUCUCUUUGAAGCAAUUGAAAGGACUAUCAGUGGAAUGGGAGAAUAGAACACUUCCACCAGUACAACAAAGCUUCACCUUUGAUCCAACUCAUUUGAUCCACGGUAUCCUUUCCAUCACUGGGGAAUAUAUCCUUGUUCGACUGAGCAUAAUAUGUGCCUGGACCUUUGACGAAUCUUCUCCCAAGCACGGGAAUCUCUCCUACAAAUGUGGUGCUUCCGCCGAAAUGGUAGAGUCAAAGAAGAUGACUGACGGAUUCAACGAAAAGGCAGCGGUGGACGAAAAGAUAAAAUCGAAAAUGCAAAAACGACUCAAGAAGGAUGCAUAUAUAUCCAAACUAUUGACAAACAGCAAGGGAGAUAGGACAGAAUCGGAUUGGCCAGUCUUUGCUUCUGCAGAAAUUCGGUCGCUAAUGGACGAUUUGGAAGAACGGGUAGAUGUUUCACAGCCGAUUGCCGAAGCCAUCAAACGUGCGGUCUGGUCAUCGGCGGAAUCGACCUUGGACAUUGUGGACUUAUUGUUACAGUUUCCAUGCUUGCCAACUAGCAUGCACACGGACAUUAUUGCUACGACCGAGCUUGCAAACAGAGCCAAGCUGCGAUUAUUGGAAGAUGCCAUGGUUGAUGCUUGUGAGCAGGAAGGGGAAGAUCAAAUUCUCGAAGACUUGACGAUUGGUGGUGAGAAGAAAGCUGAAGAAGAGGAUGCAACAGAAUCUAGAGGAAAGAACCAAUCGAAAAGGUCUAAGCGGUGA
This is a messenger RNA of Cylindrotheca closterium, 831 nucleotides long. The record is from the annotation of a GenBank genome assembly. NCBI's taxonomy places the organism in Eukaryota, Bacillariophyta, Bacillariophyceae, Bacillariales, Bacillariaceae.